Messenger RNA from Sporisorium graminicola, 1965 nucleotides. RefSeq lists its product as uncharacterized. Bases 1 to 1965 code for a protein of 654 amino acids. Lineage: Eukaryota; Fungi; Basidiomycota; Ustilaginomycetes; Ustilaginales; Ustilaginaceae. Gene Ontology annotation, molecular function: tRNA (cytidine-N3)-methyltransferase activity. The record is from RefSeq and is a predicted model, not a curated record. The transcript has 2 exons.
AUGGCAACAGACGCACUCCAAGCGGCUCGUAUCGCCGUUGACGAAUGCCACAAGAAGGACCCCGCAUACCUUGCCCGCACUUCAUCCAAACUCUCGACCGACAACGAAGAAUCCAAGACCAAAGUCGACGAGCUCACCUAUGCGGAUCGCAUGGAGUACUGGGCCUCGCACCUCAUCGGCCUACGCAUCGAAACCCCCGAGUACCAAGAGUUCAGUGCGCUCGUAUCACCCUCGCCCACGUCAGACGUUGAGUCCAUCACACGCACGGGCGAUCUCGUGCGCAUCGCCGCACGCUGCCAACAUCUCGAGCGCUUCCUGACCCCACGCUCGUCGUACCCGGACGGUAAGGCUGGCUACCUCAAGUGGCGUCGCGAUCUAUACAAGAUCCAAGCGGACCGUGCUAAGCAGCUGCUCACCGACGCAGGCGUCGACGCCAAGAGUGCUGAGUGGGUGCACAAGUGGGUCAGCAAGACCGAGCUCAACCCGGGCAAAGAUACGGGCGAUCUGGGAACUCAGUUGCUCGAAGAUGCCGCCGUGCUCGUCUUCCUGCAGGAAGAGCUGGAGCUGUUCGCGGGACAGCAUCAGGAGUAUACCGAGCAAAAGUUUGUCGAUAUCAUCAAAAAAACCUGGAGGAAGCUGAGCGAGUUGGGCAAACAGGAGGCCUUGAAAUUGUCCAUGCCCAAAGGCUUGGAGCCAAUCGUGAUGAAGGGUAUUGCGAGUUUGGAGGGCAAGCCAGCGGAACAACAACAAGGUGCGUCCACAACCCCGACGCCAUCCGCAACAGACGGCCCUGACCCCUCGUCGCGAAAGAAGCAAACGUCGUCGUCCGCCUCGCUUCAACCCCGAGCAUUACGUCCCAAAACAGCAGCCGAAGCCGAAGCGCUGCUCGCCACCCUCGGCUCUUGCUCCUCUCCACAACCAGACAUGUUCGGCGCACGCCUGCUCACCACGGACGCGGACAUCUGGUCGCACAACGCGUGGGAUCACGUCACGCCGCCCGCCUCGCACUACGCACACGUUGCCGAGACGCUCGCACGCCAAGCCGAGACCAAGCUGUCGCUCGAAGAGGCCGAGGUGUUCCACUCGGCACCCGCGUCGUACUGGGACGUGUUCUACUCGUCGCACGAGAACCGCUUCUUCAAAGACCGCAAGUGGCUGCACCUCGAGUUUCCGGAGCUGGUCGAAGCGACGCUGCCAGAUGCGGGGGACAAGACGGUACUCGAAGUCGGGUGCGGAGCGGGAAACACGGUGUUCCCGUUGCUCGAGAUCAACCAGAACCCCUCGCUCCAGAUUCACGCGUGUGACUAUAGCAAGGAGGCCGUCUCGGUAGUACGCAGCAACCCGCUCUAUGCAGCCCCACCCGCAGGCGCGCGCUGUUCCGCCAGCGUCUGGGAUCUCAGCUCCCCGCACACCCUCCCCGAAGGCCUCGAACCCCAGAGCGUCGACGUGAUCGUCCUCAUCUUUGUCUUCUCCGCCCUGCACCCCAGAGAGUGGACCCAGGCGGUACACAACAUCAAGCACCUCCUCAAACCCUCCGGCAUCGUCCUCUUCCGAGACUAUGGCCGCUACGACCUGCCCCAGCUCCGCUUCAAGAAACGCAGAAUGCUCGAGGACAAUUUCUACCUCCGAGGCGACGGCACCAGGGUCUAUUUUUUCGAACCCGAGCAGCUCUUCGACAUCUUCAACGCAAAGCCGCAGUCCACCACCACCACUACCACCACCACCACCGACCACGACGAGGAAGUGCAGCAGCAGGACGCAGUGCUCGAAUCCACGGCUCCAGGCAAAGUCGACCAGGGCGAUCCGGUGGAGAACGACGGGACGGGAGAAAGCAGGGCAUCGAAGAAGUACGAUUUUGCAACGACGCAGAUGGCCAUCGAUCGACGUUUGAUCGUCAACCGGAAGGAGAGGAAGCAGAUGUACAGAGUCUGGUUGCAGGCCAAGUUCCAGCUCCUUACACAGUAG